GGCCUCAAACCUUUUCCCCCUCAGCUUAAGCGGCUGAGGGGGAAAAGGAAAAGGCUUGAGGCCGGGAAUGCUGGGAGUUGUAGUCCAAAACGCCCGAGGGAAGGCCUAAGUUUACUCGUGCCUCAUCUAUCUAUAUGACGUAAUAAUAAUGUAAUAAUAAAGUAAUGAACGACAAUAACAAAGGCCACACAAUAAUGCCAGCAUGAAAUAUCAUAGUGAUGACACAUCCUCUCAUAAGAUAAUGAUAAAUAACAAAUCUUUUGGAAAACUGGGUUGCUGCUGCGAGUUUUCCGUGCUGCCAGGCCAUCAUGUCCCAGAAGCAUUCUCUUCUGACGUUUCGCCCACACCUGUGGCAGGCCUCCUCGGAAGUGGGGAGGGCUGUUGCAAACGAGGCCAGUGGGGUUUAUAUAUACAGUAGAGUCUCACUUAUCCAAGCCUCGCUCAUCCAAGUUUCUGGAUUAUCUAAGCCAUUUUUGUAGUCAAUGUUUUCAAUACAGUAUAUCGCGAUAUUUUGGUGCUAAAUUUGUAAACACAAUAAUUACUACAUAACAUUACUGCGUAUUGAACUGCUUUUUCUGUCAAAUUUGUUGUAAAACAUGUUUUGGUGCUUAAUUUGUAAAAUCAUAACCUAAUUUGAUGUUUAAUAGGGUUUUCCUUAAUGCCUCCUUAUUAUCCAAGAUAUUCGCUUAUCCAAGCUUCUGCCGGCCCGUUUAGCUUGGAUAAGUGAGACUCUACUGUAUCUAUAUCUCUGUGGAAUGAUGUCCAGAGCGGGAGAAAGAAAGAGCGCUUGUCUGCCUGAGGCAAGUGGGAAUGUUGCUAUUAAUCACCUGGUUAUUAUUGAAUGGCCUUGCAGCUUCAAAGUCUGGCUGCUUCCUGCCUGAGGGGGAUCCUUUGUUGAGAGGUGUCGUCUGGCCUUGAUUGUUUUUACUCUGUGGUUUUUACUCCUACUUCCUUUCUCACCCCGAGUUUUAACCUAGUGUUCAUGUGGCCCGCCCUUGGUUUUAUUGUUCUUUUGAUCUUGUUUAAUGUAGUGUAUAUUUUCUUUUAUUGUGUUGUUUAAUGUGCUAUGAUUUGCUGUUCUAUUAUAUUUUGUUAUUUUGUAUUGCUCUGGGCAUGGCCCCAUGUAAGCCGCCCCGAGUUCCCGUUGGGGAGAUGGUGGCGGGGUAUAAAUAAAGAUUAUUAUUAGUAGUAUUAGUAUUAUUGUUUCCUAAUGUAACAAGAUGUAUAAAGCACAAUAAUGGUUCAAAAAAUACAAUGUCCACCAUAUGUAUAUUAAAGCAUCAUAUACAUUUUACAUUCACUAAAUCAAUGCCCAGUCCUAUGGUAUCAUAUAGGAUAAACAAUGCAAAAGUAUCUUACUAAAUAUUAUAAAUCAGACAUGAAGAUAUAAGUCUCUGCAGUCCUAGAAGGAUUUCCUAUGGACUCAAUAGGCGUAAACAUGGAUUAGAGUAAAGCCAACUCAGUGUCUCUGCAGUUCUGGAAGGAUUUCCUCGGGACUCCACUGAGUUAAAUACAGGUAUAGAAAUGUAUAUUAGAGCAUUUAUAUGUAUAUUAGACAGGGAAAUGUAUAUGAUGCUCUAAUAUACAUAUUGUGUACAUCAUAUUUUUUGAAGCAUUAUUGUGCUUUAUACAUCUUGUUACAUUGUUUAGAAUAGACAUCUGUGUUUAUCUAGAACCUGAUUGUUUCCUGCCUGGAAUUCCCCUGGUUUUGAGUGUUGUUCUUUAUUUACUGUCCUGAUUCUAGAGUUUUUUAAUACUGAGGCCAGAUGUUGUUCAUGUUCAUGGAUUCCUCCUUUCUGUUGAAAUGGUCCAUGUGCUUCUUGUAGCCUGAUGUGGUGGUUGUGAGAGUGGUCCGGCAUUUCUGUGUUCUCAAAUAAUAACCUGCUGCGUCCAGGUUGGUUCACCAGGCGCUCUCCUCUGGCUGCGUGAGCCUGCCAUGCCUUUCGUGUUCCCUGAUUCACGCCUAACCCCAGCCUUUGAUCAUGUUCAGCUUGUUGUCCACAAAGGCUCCAAGAUCUUUUCCACAUGUGAAGUCUGUCAUCCUGUACCUUUGCAUUUCUUUUUUUCUGCUCGAGGGUAUCUUACACUCUUACAUUUGGCCUUGUUGAAAUUCGUUUUGUUAUUUUUGGCCACUCAGCUCUCUAACUUGUAGAGGUCACUUUGCACCCUGACCCUGUCCUCUGGAGUAUUCGCUCUCCCUCCCAAUUUGGUCCCACCAGCACACUUGAUAAGAAGCAGGCCCUCUAAACCUUCAUCCAAGGCACUAAUUGAAGACGUGGAGCAGAACUGGGCCCAGGACCGAACCCUGCUGAUGGCACUCCACUAGUCGCUUCUUCCCAGGAUGAAGAAGAGGAACCAUUGGGGAGAAGACCCUUUGAGUUUGGUCCCUUAACCAAUUCCAGGUCCACCUAAGAGUAGCCUUGCUUAGCCCAUGUUGUACUAGUUUACUUCCAAGAAGGCCAUGGAAUCAAGACAUGUUCCACCCAAAGCAUUCCCUGCAUCUACCAAGCUUGUAACUGUCGAAAAAAUUGAUACGGUGGGUCUGGCAUGGCUUGUUUUUGAGAACUCCAUGCUGACGUUUAGUGAUCACAGCAUUCCUUUUCCAAGGAAAUACGGUUUUGGCUCACCUUGUUAUUGUUUAAUAAGCCUCACCCUUGAUAUGGGGAGAUCCUCGGACCACGAGGCCACCCCUUCUGCUUUGUGUACAGUUAUCCCUGCUUAGUGUGGACCGACCCCCUGUAGUAACAGAGACUGCUUAAGGAUUGCUUUUGUCAAUAUUCUUAUGAUUAUUUUUGCAAAUAUUUCUGUCAACACUUUUAUGAAUAUCUAGUAUUUAGAGUCAUCUGUUUACCCUUUAGUACAAUGGAAACUUUGUAAAUGCUAUUUAAUAUUGGACACUUGUGAUUCAAUUUUCUACUCUGUUAAGUUAAAAAGAAAAGAAAAGUAGGAAAGGGAGAGUAAUGAUAGAAAUAAAAGAGAAAAAAAUAUAUUUUGUUUUUGACUUCCUGGUAUCUUGAGUUCUUACUCUUUUCUUACUUUUUAAAUGUUCUUUUUCUCCCUCCCUCCCUUCCUUCUUCGGACUUUUCUUUGCGUCUUCUUCUUUUCAGGUCAAGAUCUUUUUGUUCUUUUGUUUGAGAUAUUCAGUUACUUGUUUCCAGUCUGUUUCUUUCAUUUUCAUUCCCUUAUUCUUUGACAUGAGGAAAGUAACUCUGUCCAUAUUUCUGAUCUCUAGUAUUUUUGUUAUCCAUGUAUCUUCUUCCGGUAUUUCAUCUUAUUUUCCAUACUCUUGCAUAACAUAUUCUUGCAGCCGUAGUCAUUAGAAAUAAUAAUUUAUCUGUGUUUUUUUCUAUCUUCAUCUCAUGUAUUCCUAGUAAGAAGGUUUCUGGUCUCCAUGGUAUUUGUAUUUCUAAGAUUUUCUGAAUCUCACUCUGUAUUUUUUUCCAAAAUUUCUUCGCUCUGUCACAUGACCACCAUAAGUGGAAGUAUGUUCCAUCUUUUUCUUUGCAUUUCCAGCAACCUGUCUUUGUGUUGUUUUAACAUUUUCCAAGCUUCUUAGGAGUCAUAUACCAUCUAUAUGCUGUUUUUAAACAAUUCUCUUUCAGUUCUGUGGUGUAUGUGUACCUUAAUUUCUUUCUCCAAAUUUUUUCCCAUUCUUAUUUCCUGAUGGUUCUUCGGAUAUUUUCUUUCCACCUUUUCAUUUAGUUUUUUUCUUCCCUCCCUGCGAUAUCCCAUUCUAAUAACUUUUUAUAGAUUUUUGAUGUCAUUUUCUUCUCAGAUUUCAUUAUAUCAUCCCAAAAGUUGAUUUCUUCUGUGAAUCCUAAUUUUUUAUCUUUUUUAUAUCUUUCUUUCAUUUGCCAGUAUUAGUACCACAAGAUCCUUUGGUUUAUUAUAUUUAAUUCCUGUUGUGACUUCCUUAUCAUCUUGCUUCCUUCUUUUUUUAAAAUUUCUUUUUAUUUAGGCCAAUCAUUCCACCCCAGGACCUUUCUUUGCCCUGCUUCCAAUGGGAAUAACCAUAAUGGUGUUUUUCGUAUUAUCCCAUACUAGCUUGGGGACCUGGCGGUACCCGGGUUAUUUGAAGAAGGCAUUAUUUGUAUUUGAAUCUUUGGUAUUCUCAGUUUGGAGUGGGUGAACUACAAUUCCCAGAAUCCUGGUUCAGUCCUCCCCAAACCCUGCCAGUAUUCAAAGUUGGCCAUUUUGGGUCUGCGUCCCGGGUGUGGUCCAGAUCAGUCGUUGUCUGGACAUUUUUAAAUAUUUAAAUAUAAUAUAAUAUUUUAAUAUUAUAUUCUUAUAUUUAAAUAUUUUAUAUUUUAAUACAUUACAAUAUUUUAAUAUUAUAUUACAUUCUUAUAUUUAAAAUAUUUAAUACUAAUACUAAUAAUAAUAAUAACUUUAUUAUUAUACCCUGCCCCAUCUCCCCGAAGGGACUCGGGGCGGCUUACAUGGGGCCAUGCCCGAACACAACAGUAUAAAAACAAAAGCAAAACAAUAAAGCAAAUCAAUCAACAAUAAAACAUCAACAUUGAUAAAAACAGUCAUAAAAGGUCAACAUACAAAAUAAAAUGUUAAAAUCAUGAGUUGAAUUCACGGAUCUGGGCCAAGAUGCAAAAUGUGUCGAAGUCAUCAGGGAGGGGUAAUUACCCAGCUGGCGUAGUCAUUAAAGUGCUAAGUAUAAUACUGAGAAGGCAUACCUGAGGGUCUAUUGCUAAGUAGGCAAACAGGUCGAUCCUGCAGGGAUCACUCAUCAAAGGCCUUCUGGAAGAGCCAGGUUUUCAGGCUCCUCCGAAAGGAGAGGAGGGUGGGGGCCUGCCUGUUCUCCCUGGGGAGCGGGUUCCAGAGCCCGGAUGGGGGCCAUGAUGGAGAAGGCCCUCUCCCUGGUCCUCACCGACCGCGACUGCGAGGGUGGUGGAAGCGAGAGGAGGGCCUCCCCCGACGAGUGAAGGGAUCGUGCGGGUUCAUAGGGGGAGAUGCGGUCUCGAAGGUAGGUGGGUCCCAGACCGUUUAGGGCUUUGUAGGUAAGAACCUGCACCUUGAAUUGGGCUCGGAAAAUAAACGGUAGCCAGUGGAGCUCCUUAAACAGUGGCAUUGAACAGUGACUCUACAUGGUUGCUAUGGGGGCCAUGAAGUCCUGAGCCGCUCCAGUAAGGAUGGUCUCAGCAUGGACAUUGAAGUCCCCCAGUACAAUAAGCCGUUGGUACAGUAGAGUCUCACUUAUCCAACAUUCUGGAUUAUCCAACGCAUUUUUGUAGUCGAUGUUUUCAAUAAAUUGUGAUAUUUUGGUGCUAAAUUCAUUAAUUCAGUAAUUAUUACAUAGCAUUACUGCAUAUUGAAUUACUUUGUCAAAUUUGUUGUAUAACAUGAUGUGUUGGUGCUUAAUUUGUAUAAUCAUAACCUAACUUGAUGUUUAAUAGGCUUUCCCUUAAUCCCUCCUUAUUAUCCAACAUAUUUGCUUAUCCAACGUUCUGCCGGCCCGUUUAUAUUGGAUGAGACUCUACUGUACUCCACCGCCAGGCCCAAGACCACCCCCGCUUGCUCAGGGAGACUAGUACAGUGGGGUGGUCUGAAUUCUAACAGAAUCCCUAAUCUGUCUUGGUCACCUACCCUCAGUGGACACAUUCAGCCAAGGUUGACUACGGGAUGGGGCCCCUGGUCAAGGGGAUGGAAUCCUUAUAGACCACUGUGACGCCGCCUCCCCGCCCUCCAGAUCUUGAUUGGUGCUGCACGGCAUAACCUGGCGGACAAAGCUGGAUGAAGUUGCCCCCCUCCCCAGCCUCGUCCAGCCAGGUCUCCGUUAUACAAGCCAGGUCUGCCCGCUCAUACAGGAUGAGGUCCUGGAUAAUCGCCGAUUUUCCAUUUACAGACCUGGCGUUCAACAGCACCACCUUUAGUCCGGAGGGACCGCCAACCUGGGUACCCAAGUUUAUCAUGUCUGGAGGCCGCUUUAAAACUACAAGAACUCUUACCUAUCCGAACGUAUCUCCUCCUAUGAGCCCAUGAGAACUUUAAGAUCGUCUGAGGAGGCCCUGCUCUCGGUCCCACCUGCCUCACAAGUGCGGCUGGUGGGAACGAGGGACAGGGCCUUCUCGGUGGUGGCUCCUCGGCUGUGGAACUCCCUCCCCAGUGACAUCCGGCAGGCUCCAUCCCUUCUGAGUUUCAGAAAAAAGGUAAAGACCUGGCUCUGCGAACAAGCGUUUAAUGAAUGCAUUAUGAUGGCUUUAACUCGGUCCGGACUAAGGUUUACGUGCAAGGUUUAUGUGGACGAAUGGAUUAAAUAUUUUAUUAUACUGUUUUCAAUGUAUUUAUUGGAGUGUUUUAAAUUGAUUGUUUUAAUUGCUAUGUUUUAUUUUUCUACUGUAUACCGGCAUUGAAAUUGCCAGAUUGUGAGCCGCCCUGAGUCCCUUCGGGUGAGAAGGGCGGCAUAUAAAUAAUGGAAAUAAAUAAAUAAAUAAACUCUCUUCCUUUCCCUAGGCCGAAUUAAUUUAGGCUUCUGUUUCCCAUAUUUCCCCCUCCUCUGAGUUACUUCUAUGGGGGCUCCUUGGAUAAUGGAAGACCACCCUCCCUCUAGAUGGUCCAUCGUGGAGUUGGCGCUAGCAUUUAGGUACCUCUGAAUGAACCUUAUGAAGAAGAUCCUGUGAGAGCUUUGCCCUAGGAUGUCUUAGGACUGAAAUGAAGGGUCACUGCACUGGCACAAACAAGGAAUAAGUAGGAGAAAGGCAUAUUUCAAGCGAUAUACUUGAAGGAAAGGGAAGAUUGUGCUGUUAAAAGAGGGGCUUGGGGACGAGACCAGAAGGCUACGGCAAUACAAAAACCAAGAAGAGGAAAUCUUGUGUUGUUCAUAUCUGUAACCUUCUGGCAUAAUAUUUGAAUCAGAAAUCAAAAAGAAUGGAAAAUCUUCAUCCCUGUUCCACAUCCACAUCGCAUACAGAGGAGAAGCUGCAUAAGUGUAUGGACUGUGGGAAAUGUUUCAUGCAUAGAAGUUCUCUUACUAAACAUCAGGAAACUCACGCAGGAGAGAAGCCAUAUACAUGUCUGGAAUGUGGAAAGAGCUUCAGUCAGAGUGCACAGUGGAGUUCCCAUCAAAGGACCCACACAGGAGAGAAGCCAUAUACAUGCACGGACUGUGGAAAGAGCUUCUGUGAGAGUGGACAGCUGUGUUCCCAUCAAAGGACCCACACAGGGGAGAAGCCAUAUACAUGCAUGGAAUGUGGAAAGAGCUUCAGUCGGAGUGACCAUCUGCGUUCCCAUCAAAGGACCCACACAGGAGAGAAGCCGUAUCAAUGCACAGAAUGUGGAAAGAGCUUCAGUAGGAGUGGACAGCUGCGUGCCCAUCAAAUGUCCCACACAGGGGAGAAGCCAUAUCAAUGCAUGGAAUGUGGAAAGAGCUUCAGUCAGAGUGGAGGUCUGUGUUACCAUCAAAGCAUCCACACAGGGGAGAAGCCAUACCAGUGCAUGGAAUGUGGAAAGAGCUUCAGUUUGAGUGGACAGCUGAGCCUCCAUCAAAGGACCCACACAGGGGAGAAGCCACAUAAAUGCAAAGUAUGUGGAAAGAGCUUCAGUUUGAGUGGACAGCUGAGCCUCCAUCAAAGGACCCACACAGGGGAGAAGCCACAUAAAUGCAAAGAAUGUGGAAAGAGCUUCAGUCACAGUGGAACCCUGUAUUCCCAUCAAAGGACCCACACAGGGGAGAAGCCAUAUCAAUGCAUGGAAUGUGGAAAGAGCUUCAUUUGGAGUAGAGAUUUCCGUAUCCAUCAAAGGACGCACACAGGGGAGAAGCCAUAUCAAUGCAUGGAAUGUGGAAAGAGCUUCAGUCGGAGUGGAGAUCUGCGUACCCAUGAAAGGAUCCACACAGGGGAGAAGCCGUAUCAAUGCACAGAAUGUGGAAAGAGCUUCAGUAAAAGUGGAUAUCUGCGUUCCCAUCAAAGGACCCACGCAGCAGAGCAGCCGUAUAAAUGCAUGUUUUGUGGAAAGGGCUUCAGUCAAAGUGGACCGCUGCGUUCCCAUCAAAUGAUCCACACAGGGGAGAAGCCGUAUCAAUGUAUGGAAUGUGGAAAGGGCUUCAUUCAGAGGGGAAAUCUGCGUUCCCAUCAAAGGAUCCACACACGGUUAGAGGAAGAGACCCUAACCCUAUUUAAAAAAUCCCCCAAACAAGAGUCCCAUCCCUCCAUAGGCAGGCAAAGAAUGGGAGAAUGAAAGCACAAAGGAAGGCCACCACCUUGUUCUCUUUCUUUCAUGGACAGCCGUCUGUGUGGAUUGAUUGCUGGUGCGGGCAGGUCUCCCACAGAGGAGGACUCUUCUCGCUAUUGCAGCCUUUUUUGAAGGGGUUAAUUUGACCUCUUCCUCCUCAAGAAAAGUAUCCCAGACUUCUCGGAUGAUCUGUGAAGGCUUGCUGAAAUAGGAGCAGCGGAGAUAUUAUGGUAAAGAUUAGCUCUUUGGGAGCAGAUAACGGCAUUCCUUCGUACUGUUGUCCUGGAUCUUGGCUCUGCUGCCUCGGUUUCAAAUUCUGGACUCUGGCCUUGUUCCUGUCACCCUGCGCUGUUGGAAACAGGCAACCUUCUCAAGCCUCCUCUGUUUAGUAAUUUUAGUAAUUAAGGAGAAGCCUAUUAAACACCAAAUUAGGUUAUGAUUUUACAAAUUAAGCACCAAAACAUCAUGUUAUACAAUACAUUUGACAGAAAAAAAUAGUUCAAUAUGCAGUAAUGCUACGUAGUAAUUACUGUAUUUACAAAUUUAGCACCAAAAUAUCAAGAUGUAUUGAAAGCAUUGACGACAAAAAUGCGUUGGAUAAUCCAGAACGAUAGAUAAGCGAGUGUUGGAUAAGUGAGACUCUACUGUAUGUGUUUUUUGAACACUAAACAACACUUCUAAAGACCUUACCAGCAGUCUUACAGACAAAAACAUCUCAACAGAGGAACGGAUAAAACUGAUUUGUUAAGACAGCCUUAAUGAUUAGAGAACAAUAGACUAGAGUUGUGCCAUUUUUUGGCAGAAAAAAUGGAAAUCAAAGAUACAGAAUGGGGGAUGCCUGGCUUGACAGCAGUGUGUGCGAAAAAGACCUUGGGAGUCCUCGUGGACAACAAGUUAAACAUGAGCCAACAAUGUGAUGCGGCAGCUAAAAAAGCCAAUGGGAUUCUGGUCUGCAUCAAGAGGGGAAUAGCGUCUAGAUCCAGGGAAGUCCUGCUCCCCCUUAUUCUAUUCUGCCUUGGUCAGACCACACCUGGAAUCACACUGAGUCCAAUUCUGGGCACCACAAUUGAAGGGAGAUGUUGACAAGCUGGAAAGCGUCCAGAGGAGGGCGACUAAAAUGAUCAAAGGUCUGGAGAACAAGCCCUAUGAGGAGCGGCUUAAAGAGCUGGGCAUGUUUAGCCUGCAGAAGAGAAGGCUGAGAGGAGACAUGAUGAGAGCCAUGUACAAAUACGUGAAGGGAAGUCAUAGGGAGGAGGGAGGGAGCUUGUUUUCUGCUGCCCUGCAGACUAGGACAUCAUGGCUUCAAACUACAGGAAAGGAGAUUCCACCUGAACAUCAGGAAGAACUUCCUCACUGUGAGAAGGGCUGUUCGGCAUUGGAACUCUCUCCCCCGGGCCAUGGUGGAGGCUCCUUCUUUGGAGGGUUUUAAGAAGAGGCUGGAUGGCCAUCUGUCGGGGGUGCUUUGAAUGCGAUUUCCUGCUUCUUGGCAGAAUGGGGUUGGACUGGAUGGCCCAUGAGGUCUCUUCCAACUCUACGAUUCUAUGAUUCUAUGAUUCAUUGUUUGAGGCAUCCCGUGUGCCUUCCUUCUGCCUGUUAAGAGUUAUAGAAAGCCAAUGGAAAUGUGUGUUAGUUGAAAUGCCUGUGACUUAAUCCAUUUUAGACCAAUGGCUUAAUUGACCUUUGAACACCAACGAGAACGUGCUUUCAGUUUCUGUGAAAGUGACAAAGCCUUGCAACCCAUUGUGAUUGCAUUGGAUAUGUGUUUUGCUGCUUUGCUUUGACCACAACAAUAAACAGCUUUUUGCAGUUUGCGGAUCCA
Molecule: messenger RNA, 10000 nt
Organism: Anolis carolinensis (green anole)
Lineage: Eukaryota; Metazoa; Chordata; Lepidosauria; Squamata; Anolidae
Product: zinc finger and SCAN domain-containing protein 2-like
Exons: 2
Coding region: 6880-8187 (435 amino acids)
Biological process (GO): regulation of transcription by RNA polymerase II
Molecular function (GO): DNA-binding transcription factor activity; RNA polymerase II cis-regulatory region sequence-specific DNA binding
Source: RefSeq, a predicted model, not a curated record